Amaranthus tricolor (Joseph's coat) is the source of this 345-nucleotide messenger RNA. RefSeq names its product DNA-directed RNA polymerase II subunit 4-like. Bases 1 to 345 code for a protein of 114 amino acids. Gene Ontology annotation, molecular function: translation initiation factor binding; nucleotide binding. NCBI's taxonomy places the organism in Eukaryota, Viridiplantae, Streptophyta, Magnoliopsida, Caryophyllales, Amaranthaceae. Gene Ontology annotation, biological process: mRNA export from nucleus in response to heat stress; transcription initiation at RNA polymerase II promoter; positive regulation of translational initiation. Gene Ontology annotation, cellular component: RNA polymerase II, core complex; P-body. The record is from RefSeq and is a predicted model, not a curated record. The transcript has a single exon.
AUGUCAGGAGAAGAAGAGAACGCAGCAGAGCUUAAAUUGGGUGAAGAUUUCAUCAAAGCAAAAUGUUUAAUGAAUGGAGAAGUUUCCAUGAUUUUAGAGCACAGAUUAGAGCAACUUCAACAGGUUUCUGAAGAUCCUUUAAAUCAGAUGCCUCAAGUUUUCGAAAAAUCUUUGCAGUACGUGAAGCGAUUCAGUCGUUACAAAAAUCCAGAUGCUGUGCGACAAGUUAGAGAAAUUCUUAGCCGACAUCAAUUAGCUGAAUUUGAGCUUGCUGUUCUUGGGAAUAUUUGCCUUGAAACUGUUGAAGAAGCUAUUGCUAUGGUCCCUUCUCUUGAUCUUGCUUAA